AUGAGGGAAAUAGUAAUUUCAAUAUUUUUCCUGGUUGCUGGGUGUACAGGAACUGCAAAUUUCGAUGAUUUUAUGGGUAAAUUGACACCUGUUGCUACAGUUCCGCCUGUAGACUCUAUUCUUCCCUGUACUAAAAUGAUAUACUCAAAGAAUCCUGAAAAUUCACAAUGUAAAUGUUUAGAUGAAAAGAAAACUGAGUUGAUUGAUAUUAAGAAAAUUAAACAAAGAGGCAAUAAUGUGGCCACCAUACCCGUGGUGGUUGCUGAAGAUGCAAGUGACGCAUUAUCUUUAUUAAAUGUGACAUGUGACUGCGGAGGUGAACAUUUUGGAAACCGUGCCGUCGUAAAAUUAUUAAAUGAAAAUUACUUUGUGAUCUAUACGAGACUAUCUCCAACGGAAAAUGAACCAGUUCUUGCGACAGUUUUUGCUAAGGCCGUUCCUGCAUUCUUAGAAAUUGUUAAUUUAGUGAAAACUAUUCCUGGAUUGGGUAACAAGACGGUUGGAAUAGUAUGCAGUGUUGAAUUCGAUCCAUCAGAAGCAUCGCAGUGA
Arctia plantaginis is the source of this 549-nucleotide messenger RNA. The record is from the annotation of a GenBank genome assembly. Lineage: Eukaryota; Metazoa; Arthropoda; Insecta; Lepidoptera; Erebidae.